AUGUCCCUUCCAGCUUGCCAUAGUUCUUUUGAAGCACCCGGAAGCAACGCGUGUGGAAAUUGCAAAUGGCUGCGUCUUGAGUGGUGUGAGCACAUAGAGUAUAAUGUGUAUGAGCCACUGAUGCAGUUCAGCGGCGUGAGCUACACGGGGAGUCCCCUUUCUAUGAAAACUUGCCAGUAGUGAGUGCCCGAGGGGUAAAGUAAAUAGGAAUUGUGUACAUCUCACUGUCUAUAAAUAUUAAGGGGAUAUGGACGACCAGGCUGCCCAGGAAGCUGCACGCCAGGCUGUGCUGGUGAAGAGCUGCACCCUGCCCGAUGACAUGCCCACGGUCCGGGGUUAUGACUUCGACCGGGGGGUGGACCUGAAAGCGCUGCUGCAGUCCUACACCACCACCGGCUUCCAGGCCAGCAGCUACGGCCAGGCUGUCCAGGAGGUCAAUAAAAUGAUCGAGAAGCGACUGGAACCGGUGGAGGAAGAGGAGGGCAGCAGCCCGGGAUCAUGCUUGGGCUGCACCAUCUUCCUGGGGUACACCUCCAACCUCAUCAGCUCUGGAGUGAGGGAGACCAUCCGCUACCUCGUCCAGCACAAAAUGGUGGAUGUGGUUGUGACUACAGCUGGGGGAGUCGAAGAGGACUUCAUCAAGUGCCUUGCUCCCACUUUCUUGGGAGAAUUCAGUCUUCGAGGAAAGGAGCUGAGAAAGAGGGGCAUCAACAGGAUAGGGAACCUCUUGGUGCCCAAUGACAACUACUGCAAGUUUGAGGACUGGCUAAUGCCCAUCCUGGAUCAGAUGGUGCUGGAGCAGAAGACUGAGGGCACGCUCUGGACCCCCUCAAAGAUGAUCCAUCGACUCGGAAAAGAGAUCAACAACCCGGAAUCUGUGUACUAUUGGGCUUACAAGAAUGACAUCCCCGUCUUCAGCCCCGCCCUGACGGACGGUUCCCUUGGCGACAUGAUUUACUUCCACUCUUACAAGAACCCGGGACUGGUGCUGGACAUCGUGGAGGAUAUCCGGAGGAUAAACUCUAAGGCCGUUCACGCCAAACAAACCGGUAUGAUUAUCCUCGGAGGGGGGCUGGUCAAGCACCACAUCUGCAACGCCAAUCUCAUGCGGAACGGAGCGGACUACGCGGUGUUCGUGAACACGGGGCAGGAGUUUGACGGCUCUGACUCAGGUGCCAGGCCCGAUGAGGCUGUAUCCUGGGGGAAGAUCCGUUUGGAUGCCACACCUGUAAAGGUCUAUGCGGACGCGUCUCUGGUCUUCCCUCUGCUGGUUGCUGAGACGUUUGCGCACAACGCUGCCAGACUGGCCGCGCAAAAGAAGGACUGAGGCCUUUCCUCUCCUCCUCCUCCUCCUUUUUAUUUCCCUCCUUUUAUCAGGUUUUGUCUUUGCAUGUGCUCCUUGGGGAAAAAGAGCCUCUGUUUCCGGUCUCCGGUCUAUUUUUGUGUUCUUUUACAAAUGUGUGUCAUGAGGUGGGGGUGUGGUGCAGUGAAUUGCUGCUUGAAUGCGCAACCAGAGUGCUGGACAGUACCAAAGAUGACGGAUGAUGCAUUCUGUGAGUUAAAAUGUUAAAUUCUAUACUAGAAUAAAAAAGGCAAUUUUAAUGAACAAGUCUUCGAGAGUUGCUUUCCCACCUUAAUUUCACAUUAAAAGUCUAGCUUACUUGACUUUUGCUUGUACACAUUGGCCAUAAGAAUUGCCUUGUGCUUGUGGGUGGUGUGGUAAAUCGCAUAUCCACUAGGGGGCUCUGUUGUUAAACCCAGCUCUUGUGCUGCCUUUGUUUAGAGUGCGAUUGACAGUCAAAGUGGGAAAUUGUACACCUAGUUUUACAUAUUACCCAGAAUUCCAGGGUAAACAUUGCUGAUUUUUCUUAAAAAUCAGGAAUUUCCAAUAAAUAUACCACUAUCAGCGGAUUUCAUCUUGUUUGUUGUUGGCUAGCGACUUAUAUGCGUUUAGUAGGCUGCAACACCAUCUUUUUCUCAUAACCUUUGGUCACUUGUCCAUUGUAGAGUGACAUCACAUUCCAGAGGCCUCCUGUAGAAGAGGCUGGAUGUGCACUGGUGCAGUCACACCUGGGCGCUCUCAGUCCCAGACAGGGCAGACUGCUGUUGAAAACUUCUCCCUUUCUCCUUCUGCAGUCUAUUCCUGAGCUGACCUUUUGAGUUGCAUUUCUCUGACCGGAUUAGUAAAAAGUCUUGACCAGUAAUAGAUUUAAGAGAUCAAUUCUUUGUGAUGCCCCGUGAAUAAGCUGCUCUUUACGAUAGUGUUGUGGGUCGCCGUGCCCAGUCUGGCCCUUACAAGGCGAGUCUGGCCACAGUAAAGCUCCUCUGUGUUAUUUAUAGCGCUAUCGCUGCGGUUGCGCUGGCAUUUCCAUCCGUCUGCUGAUUCACAGAUGGGGCGUGCUGGACGCUGUCGAUCCCGGGGGGGAUGUGAUGCUAAUCGCACACACACGGUCAGGUGAUCACUGCUUAUUAUAGCAGACUGGAGCUGUGACUCGCUUACAUGCCCGCCCCUCGCUUAACAUCUUACUCCCCUAUUGGUGCCACCCCUUCCACUGGCUACUGGCUCACCUCCUUGUAGGAAGUCCCACCCUUUGGCUGCAGUUACCUCCCCCUGUGUGAUGCAUGCUGCCCCCUGCUGCAGAGAACGCGGUCAUGGUGUCCCAGCUCGGCUGCCCCAGAGCGGUCAUGUUGUCCCAGAGUGGUCAUGGUGUCCCAGAGUGGUCAUGGUGUCCCAGAGCGGUCAUGGUGUCCCAGAGCGGUCAUGGUGUCUCAGAGCGGUCAUGGUGUCUCAGAGUGGUCAUGGUGUCUCAGAGCGGUCAUGGUGUCUCAGAGUGGUCAUGGUGUCCCAGAGCGGUCAUGGUGUCCCAGAGCGGUCAUGGUGUCCCAGAGUGGUCAUGGUGUCCCAGCUCGGCUGCCCCAGAGCGGUCAUGGUGUCUCAGAGCGGUCAUGGUGUCUCAGAGCGGUCAUGGUGUCCCAGAGCGGUCAUGGUGUCUCAGAGUGGUCAUGGUGUCUCAGAGUGGUCAUGGUGUCCCAGAGCGGUCAUGGUGUCCCAGAGCGGUCAUGGUGUCUCAGAGUGGUCAUGGUGUCUCAGAGUGGUCAUGGUGUCCCAGAGCGGUCAUGGUGUCCCAGAGCGGUCAUGGUGUCCCAGAGCGGUCAUGGUGUCUCAGAGCGGUCAUGGUGUCUCAGAGUGGUCAUGGUGUCCCAGAGCGGUCAUGGUGUCUCAGAGCGGUCAUGGUGUCUCAGAGCGGUCAUGGUGUCCCAGAGCGGUCAUGGUGUCCCAGAGCGGUCAUGGUGUCCCAGAGUGGCUGGUCUAGGAGCAUGAGCUCUGAGUAACCUUUCUCUGAAUGACCUGUGACCUCACAGACCUCUCCCUUGUUUUGAAGAGCGGUGUGAGAAACCAAACGUGUCCUGGUUAAAGAGAAUAAGGAAAAUCGUGAUUUUUCCGGUUCAAAUCCUGACCUGGUCCAGCAUUUAACCCAUGAUGCUUUAGGAAAUGUCCAGCUGUCUAAACUGACCAUGUUAUUAAAUGAUAAGGUGUGUAAAUGGAUGUAUAUAUACUGUAUCUGGACAUAUGUUAGGCUAAGGCUACAUUUUAAUCGGAGGCUGGGGCACAGGAAAAGAAAAGCAUGCUUUGUGAGUUUAGCACCCAUUGGUGCACAGGAUGUAACCGCGAUACGUUCCCUGAGACUGUGAAUUUGUCAUGAAAUGUGUGCGUUUGAACAUUGCUCAAAUGGUGUAUACAGGUUACUGUGCUUCAGUUUUCACGGAGUAGAACCGGGCUGAACAGGCUAAGGAAGAAGUCAAGAGCCUUAAAUUCUUGCCUGAAUGCUGUGGGUUCAAAUCCCAAACCGGUUGCUGCUCCUGAACCCUUCCACAAGGCCUCCAACCCAACGAAUGUACAUCGCUUAAAAUAUAUGACUUCUCCUCAGCUAUCCCUAAUAUAUGAAAAUGGUCAAUCAUGUGUGAUAAUGGAUUGCAUAAUACUAUUAAGUUGUGUGUCAACUGUAUUUUUGAUGUUGUAUGCAUGUCAUUAAAUUACAGAAUUUAAA
Messenger RNA from Conger conger (European conger), 4049 nucleotides. It is a transcript of the gene dhps, whose product is annotated as deoxyhypusine synthase. Gene Ontology annotation, molecular function: deoxyhypusine synthase activity. NCBI's taxonomy places the organism in Eukaryota, Metazoa, Chordata, Actinopteri, Anguilliformes, Congridae. The record is from RefSeq and is a predicted model, not a curated record. Gene Ontology annotation, cellular component: cytoplasm. The transcript is spliced from 10 exons. Gene Ontology annotation, biological process: peptidyl-hypusine biosynthetic process. The coding region runs from base 248 to 1327 and encodes 359 amino acids.